Molecule: messenger RNA, 1167 nt
Organism: Anopheles merus
Lineage: Eukaryota; Metazoa; Arthropoda; Insecta; Diptera; Culicidae
Product: probable serine hydrolase
Exons: 2
Coding region: 106-1167 (353 amino acids)
Source: RefSeq, a predicted model, not a curated record
CUCCACUCGUUUCACCCCAUUAUCAAUCGUAUCCAAACGCGAGGUGGCAGCAGACACACGAAAACCACGGAGCAAAAAAGGCACAGCAGCCCCCGCACGGUUAUCAUGGCAUCCAAGCAGGCUCGAGCAGUUCAAACCAAUCGUACCGCCUCGCAGCAAGACGAUGAAGAGAGCCGUCGAGCCAUCAGUAACGUGGAGCAUCAUCCGCUGAUUCGCUUUAUCGAACUGCAAGACAAACAGAACGGUGUAACUGAAGUGCAAAUUCCCGUCCCGUACGGCAGCAUCGCUGGGAAGUGGUUUGGACCGAAAAAUGUUCGCCCCAUCCUGUGCCUACACGGAUGGCUCGAUAACAGUGGUACGUUCGAUCGGCUCAUUCCCCUACUGCCGCCCGACGUGAGCUUCCUGGCGAUCGAUCUACCCGGCCAUGGAUAUUCCUCCCGCAUCCCGGACGGUAUGUCGUACUUCCAGGUCGACUGUAUCCCACUCAUCCUUCGCAUUAUGCGCGAGUACGGCUGGUCGAAGGUGUCCCUGAUGGCACACUCCAUGGGCGCAGUGAUAAUGUUCAUCUUUGCCGCCCUGUUCCCGGACAAGGUCGAUCUACUGAUCGGGCUCGAUGCGCUCAAGCCGCUCAGCUUCUAUCCCGACCGCUUCCCGGAGCGUAUGCACAAACAGGUGCUGAAGUUUAUACAGGCCGAUCUAAGGAAUCAGGAAAAAUCGGAACCCCCAUCCUACACGUACGAAGAGAUGAUGGACCGGCUGUACGAAGGGACGGCUGCUUCGGUGUCGCGCGAAACCUGUCCCUACCUGCUGCAGCGUAACAUAAAGCCAUCGCGCAAGUUUCCCGGCAAGUACUACUUCGAUCGGGACAAUCGUAUGAAAUAUAACGUCAUUUCCGGCUGGUCGGACGAUGUCAAUGCGGAGCUGGGGAAGCGUAUAACGGCACCGUUUCUGACGGUGAAAGCGAUGGAUUCACCGUACCCCGGUUCGAAGGAGGGUUUUGACCAAAUGGUGGACAUUUUGAAGAAAGCAAACCCCAAGUAUGAGGUGGUGUACGUGCCCGGAUCGCACCAUGUACAUCUGACCGAGCCGGAACAUGUCGUACCGGUGGUGGUGGAUUUCCUGCGACGAUACUGGCAGAAGGAGGUGGACGUAGUUAGCAAGCUUUAA